CACUAUUUCUGAAUUUCGCCUUUCUGACACCGUCGUCGAAUUCGAAGUAAAAAAAAGAAAGAUAAAAGGCCUUUCGAAGGCUAAAAGACAACUCACGUCAAAAGGGGUUAAUCCUUCAAAUAUAUAUACAAAAGAAAAAACAGUAAUUGCAGACAAUUAGUCCUUGGAAAGUGGAAAACUUUCUCCACAACGGUUCGUCUAGAGAUUGGCGUGGCCUUGAACAAACCCCCUCAAUACCCUCUUACGAUUCAUCCACACAAAUUUCAGUAAAGACCCAGUUGCAUUUUCGUCUUCGUUAGUUACCCAGUUGCACAGGAAGACUGUUGAUCCACUCUUCUCGCAUUUCUGAUCUGGGACAUGUGAGAAAUCAAGUGGUCAUCCUUUAGAGGAAGCUAUUCAAGCAAGUGGUUCUUCAUCCGUUCAUGGGGAUUUGUUUAGUGUAAGCUUCUCUUGAUAUCUAGCGUUACUUAGUGAACUGGGAUUAGAACUAUUGUGUUUUGAAUUCUUUAUAAAAAAUUUCGUCAUCCUUAUUUCUUUAUUCUUUAUACAAUCAAUUAUUUCUAGAAACCUAAUGAAUUAUACCACGCCAGGAAGAGUGCAAUCAAAUUAACUACAUAUUGAUUGGUAAUAUAUAAACAAGAAAAGGGCUUCCAUGGCUACUGAGGGAAGUCCCAGGACUGAUAUCUCAACAGAUGGGGACACAGAUGAAAAAAGCCGGAGGCCUGAUAGAGGCCAACUUGCUCUUACUAUGGCUUCUGAUUCUAGUGACAGAUCAAAGGAUAAGACUGAUCAGAAGACUCUUCGGCGGCUAGCACAAAAUCGUGAGGCUGCAAGGAAAAGCCGUUUGAGGAAAAAGGCAUACGUUCAACAACUAGAAAGCAGUCGAUUAAAGUUGACACAACUUGAGCAGGAGCUUCAGCGAGCACGACAGCAGGGAAUUUUCAUAUCAAGCUCGGGUGACCAGACCCAUUCAAUGAGUGGAAAUGGGGCCAUGGCAUUUGAUGUAGAAUAUGCCCGAUGGCUUGAAGAUCACAACCGUCAAUUGAACGAAUUGAGAUCGGCUGUUAACUCACAUGCAAGUGACCCGGAAUUGCGUAUUGUUGUCGAUGGCAUCUUGGUUCAUUAUGAUGAGCUCUUUAGGCUCAAGGGAAAUGCAGCAAAAGCUGACGUUUUCCACUUAUUAUCAGGCAUGUGGAAAACACCUGCAGAAAGAUGUUUUCUUUGGCUUGGGGGUUUUCGUUCAUCCGAGCUCUUAAAGCUUCUUGUAAAUCAACUGGAGCCUCUAACAGAGCAGCAGUUGGUGGGAAUCACAAACUUGCAGCAAUCAUCACAGCAGGCAGAAGAUGCAUUAUCACAAGGGAUGGAGGCCUUGCAACAGUCCCUGGCAGAGACAUUAUCGAGUGGAGCUCUUGGUUCCUCUGGUUCGUCAGGGAAUGUCGCAAACUACAUGGGUCAAAUGGCCAUGGCCAUGGGUAAACUAGGGACCCUCGAGGGCUUUAUACGCCAAGCCGACAAUCUACGACAACAGACACUUCAACAAAUGCACCGAAUAUUGACAACUCGUCAGUCUGCUCGUGCACUUCUCGCCAUACACGACUACUUCUCCAGACUACGUGCUCUUAGUUCGCUCUGGCUUGCUCGUCCCAGAGAGUAAAAGAACUUCUCUGUUUAGUUUAACCAAAAGCUAGUUUUGGUGACACUGCAGAGACAUCAAAGGAGCAGUUAAGGUAACACCCAUUUUGUAUCAAUUCAUUGGCAAUGCCUGCCUUUCUUCUUGGAACUGAGCUCUGUCACAAAAAAUAAUUUGUUUGUAAUUUGGUGUUUUAGGUGUUCUUGUUACAUCUGUAUAAAUAUUGAUACAAACUAACUCAAACUUCCAUUGUUUCUCAAGUAAAUUAAUAAUAGUUCUAUAAAACCA
This is a messenger RNA of Cucumis melo (muskmelon), 1918 nucleotides long. RefSeq names its product transcription factor TGA2-like. Gene Ontology annotation, biological process: DNA-templated transcription; regulation of DNA-templated transcription. The record is from RefSeq and is a predicted model, not a curated record. The coding region runs from base 653 to 1654 and encodes 333 amino acids. The transcript has 9 exons. Gene Ontology annotation, molecular function: DNA-binding transcription factor activity; sequence-specific DNA binding. NCBI's taxonomy places the organism in Eukaryota, Viridiplantae, Streptophyta, Magnoliopsida, Cucurbitales, Cucurbitaceae.